Molecule: messenger RNA, 651 nt
Organism: Chondrus crispus (carragheen)
Lineage: Eukaryota; Rhodophyta; Florideophyceae; Gigartinales; Gigartinaceae
Source: the annotation of a RefSeq genome assembly
AUGGUUAUUAAACAUAAGAUUACAUAUUCCGUAUUCACAGAAGAUAACAAUAACAAUUAUUCUAAAGAUAUUGUAUUAAAAAUUAGUGAAAAAAAUGGAAUGUAUAUUAUACAUAGAGCGCUAAUUAAACAACUGAAUAAUAAACGUCAGGGAACAACAAAUACAAAAAAUCGUAGCGAUGUACGUGGAGGAGGAAAAAAACCAUGGAAGCAAAAAGGAACUGGUAGAGCACGAGUUGGAUCCAUUAGAUCUCCGUUGUGGAAAGGAGGAGGUGUUAUUUUUGGUCCUAAAAACAGAAAAUAUAAAACUAAAAUUAAUAAAAAAGAACAACAACUCGCACUUAAAACUUUAUUAUUUAAUAAAUUUCAACAAACAUGUGUAAUUGAUAAGAUCGGAGAAAAUAUUCAUACACCCAAAACUAAAUCUAUCAUAGAAAUUAUUAAUAAUCUAAACAUAAAUUUAAAUAAAAAAAAUAAAAUUUUACUUAUAGUUGUUAAUAAAAAUUCCAAUUUAUAUUUAUCACUUCGCAAUUUAGCAAAUAUAGAAUUAAUAGAAAUAGAUCAACUUAACAUUUUUGCCUUGCUUAAAGCAGACAAAAUUAUUAUUACCGUUAAUGCCUUAGAAAAAAUAAAUGAAAUAUAUAAUGCCUGA